UUAGAUUGCUAUGGGAUCGGUAGGGUCCUGAGCGUCGAAGAAGCAGGAAGGCAUAGCCCAAGAAGGGCUGCUGGGACUCACGAGAAGAAUCGAGCCCUGCUGGGAUUUUAUUUAGUUUUUGUUUGUUAUUUUUGGUCUUGCUUUGGCGGAGGGAGGGAGAGGAGGCUGAGCGGCUCGGUCGAACUUGAGGCGGCGCGAAGGCCCCCUCAGGCGGCGCCGAGGGCAGCCCCGAAGCCGGGGCCUGGCUCCGCCGCCGCGGCCGCUGUCAGGGAAGCGCAGGCGACCAAUGGAACCCGGGAGCGGCCACUGCUGCUGAGGCGGCGGUGUCGGCAGCCCGACUCCGACCGCCCGCACCCCCUCCGCGGGGGUCCCCUGGAGCCUGGAAGCUCGAAGGCUGGUGGUGGCCAUGGGAGACAUGAUGGUGGAACCCGCCCCCCUGAAGCCGGCUUCUGAGCCCACUCCCUGCCCACCAGGGAAUAGUGGGGGCUCCUUGCUAGGUGUCAUCACGGAGGGGGUCGGGGAACUGUCGGUGAUUGAUCGCGAGGUGGCUCAGAAGGCCUGCCGGGAGGUGCUGGAGCAGGUGCAGCUUUUGCGCGGAGGCCUGGCCAUCUCCCGCACCGGCGCCCCGCCAGAGCUGGUCAAUGGAGAUAUUUUGGACAGCGCCAUCCGUUGCCUGGACGAUCCACCUUCCCAGAUACGGGAGGAAGAAGAUGAAAUGGGGGCCACCGUGGCCUCGGGCACGGCCAAGGGAGCGCGGAGGCGGCGGCAGAACAACUCGGCCAGACAGUCCUGGCUGCUGAGGCUGUUUGAGUCCAAACUGUUUGACAUCUCCAUGGCUAUCUCCUACCUGUACAACUCCAAGGAGCCUGGGGUGCAGGCCUACAUUGGCAACCGGCUCUUCUGCUUUCGCGAUGAGGACGUGGAUUUCUAUCUGCCCCAGCUGCUUAACAUGUACAUCCACAUGGAUGAGGACGUGGGCGACGCCAUCAAGCCCUACAUAGUGCAUCGCUGCCGCCAGAGCAUUAACUUUUCCCUGCAGUGCGCCCUGCUGCUCGGGGCCUACUCCUCGGACAUGCACAUUUCCACUCAGCGACACUCCCGUGGGACCAAGCUCCGGAAGCUGAUCCUCUCAGACGAGCUGAAGCCGGCUCACCGGAAGAGGGAGCUGCCCUCUUUGAGCCCAGCACCUGACAUGGGGCUGUCUCCCUCUAAGAGGACUCACCAGCGCUCCAAGUCGGACGCCACCGCCAGCAUAAGUCUCAGCAGCAACCUGAAACGAACAGCCAGCAACCCUAAAGUGGAGAAUGAGGAUGAGGAGCUCUCCUCCAGCACCGAGAGUAUUGAUAAUUCAUUCAGUUCCCCCGUCAGACUGGCUCCUGAGCGAGAAUUCAUCAAGUCCCUGAUGGCAAUUGGCAAGCGGCUGGCCACUCUACCCACCAAGGAGCAGAAGACACAGCGGCUGAUCUCAGAGCUCUCUCUGCUCAACCACAAGCUCCCCGCCCGCGUGUGGCUGCCCACUGCUGGCUUUGAGCACCAUGUGGUCCGGGUGCCCCACACCCAGGCCGUCGUCCUCAACUCCAAGGACAAGGCUCCCUACCUGAUCUAUGUGGAAGUCCUUGAAUGUGAAAAUUUUGACACCACCAACGUCCCUGCCCGGAUCCCCGAGAACCGAAUCCGGAGCACACGGUCCGUGGAGAACCUGCCCGAGUGUGGUAUCACCCAUGAGCAGCGGGCAGGCAGCUUCAGCACAGUGCCCAACUAUGACAACGAUGACGAGGCCUGGUCGGUGGAUGACAUAGGCGAGCUGCAGGUGGAGCUCCCUGAGGUGCACACCAACAGCUGUGACAACAUCUCCCAGUUCUCUGUGGACAGCAUCACCAGCCAGGAGAGCAAGGAGCCUGUGUUCAUAGCCGCAGGGGACAUCCGACGGCGGCUCUCGGAGCAGCUGGCUCACACCCCCACGGCCUUCAGACGAGACCCGGAAGACCCUUCGGCAGUUGCUCUCAAAGAGCCCUGGCAGGAGAAAGUAAGGCGCAUCAGAGAGGGCUCCCCCUAUGGCCACCUCCCCAAUUGGCGGCUACUGUCAGUCAUUGUUAAGUGUGGGGAUGACCUUCGGCAGGAGCUCCUGGCCUUCCAGGUGUUAAAGCAACUGCAGUCCAUUUGGGAACAGGAGCGAGUGCCCCUGUGGAUCAAGCCAUACAAGAUCCUUGUGAUUUCGGCUGACAGCGGCAUGAUCGAACCUGUGGUCAACGCUGUGUCCAUCCACCAGGUGAAGAAGCAGUCACAGCUCUCCCUGCUUGAUUACUUCCUGCAGGAGCACGGCAGCUACACCACCGAGGCGUUCCUCAGUGCCCAGCGCAAUUUUGUGCAAAGUUGUGCUGGCUACUGCUUGGUCUGCUACUUACUCCAAGUGAAGGACAGACACAAUGGAAACAUCCUUUUGGAUGCAGAAGGCCACAUCAUACACAUCGAUUUUGGCUUCAUCCUGUCCAGUUCACCCCGAAACCUGGGCUUUGAGACGUCGGCCUUUAAGCUGACCACAGAGUUUGUGGACGUGAUGGGGGGCCUGGAUGGCGACAUGUUCAACUACUACAAGAUGCUGAUGCUGCAGGGGCUGAUCGCAGCCCGCAAGCACAUGGACAAAGUGGUACAGAUCGUCGAGAUCAUGCAGCAAGGCUCCCAGCUUCCUUGCUUCCACGGCUCCAGCACCAUCCGCAACCUCAAGGAGCGGUUCCACAUGAGCAUGACCGAGGAGCAGCUGCAGCUGCUGGUGGAGCAGAUGGUGGACGGCAGCAUGCGGUCCAUCACCACCAAACUCUACGACGGCUUCCAGUACCUCACCAACGGCAUCAUGUGACGCCCUCCUCCUCAGGCCCCGGAGGGGUGGGGGGGUUUGGGGGGGACCCCUGGGAGGGCCCUUGUCCCAGAACCCCCAGACCAGGAAGCCCUACCCACGGGAAGUGGAAGGCAAGGAAUACAGAGGAUCAUGUGGUUAACUGUAGAGCUUGCUGGGAGUGGGAGAGCCUGUCGCGGGGCCCACGCCUGCCGGGGCUCCCUUGCCCCCGGCAGCGUCAGCGUCCCCACUGGACAGACCGCGGGACUCGGUGCCCUCCGGAGAACAGAGGUGACAGGUGGGAGGGGCACUGGGGUUUUUCUCCUCCUCACCAGGGUCCACGAGGUUCUUUCCACGGGCCAUCCUUACUGUGCUGGGUCCAGGGCGGGGGGAGGGGGGAGAGAAGGGUCUUGGGACUAGAGACUCGAUCCUGUGGUUGGCCUUUGGCUGUGCUGCUGCCUGCCUCCGUCCCCUCCCAGCAGCCGGCUCUGGCUGGGGUCCUGGUGCCCAUCCCGGGGUGGGGUGAGGAAGGGAAGGGCCCGGACCCCUCCUGUGGGGGAGGGGACCAGCCCAGCCACGGGAAUUCCUUGGCCCGAACCCUUCCCCCGCAUCCAGGGAAAGAGCUCUCAACUUUUUAUUUUUAAUUUUUGUUUGAAAUAAAGUCCUUAGUUAGCCAUCUGUGUCA
Molecule: messenger RNA, 3518 nt
Organism: Hyaena hyaena (striped hyena)
Lineage: Eukaryota; Metazoa; Chordata; Mammalia; Carnivora; Hyaenidae
Gene: PI4KB
Product: phosphatidylinositol 4-kinase beta
Exons: 12
Coding region: 407-2857 (816 amino acids)
Biological process (GO): phosphatidylinositol-mediated signaling; phosphatidylinositol phosphate biosynthetic process
Cellular component (GO): cytoplasm; membrane
Molecular function (GO): 1-phosphatidylinositol 4-kinase activity
Source: RefSeq, a predicted model, not a curated record